GAUCAGAAAAGCAGCCACCGAAUCCCCACCGCCUCAAAACAAAGGCUCCCGCAGAACCGCCCAUUGUUCCAGGAAUUCCGCUUAUUAUAAAUUACCUGAUCAACCUUAGUUUUUUCCAUGCUUCCUCACAACAAAAGAAAACCAAAUAUUCUCUCACUAGAUUCUCUCUCCGAAACAAGCUUGUUUUUAUUGAAUUUGAAGGAUUGUAUUCUUGGAUCGUAAAUGGAUACCAAGAUCAGUGUUACUGACGCCUCUGUGCCCACGAACAGCAACGUGGGUUGCCCUUCAAACGGCAUCGUUUCUUCUAUUCUGAGCUCCGUGCCUCCCUCCGUCAUUGCUUCGUCGGAGGCCACUCUCGGCCGUCACUUGGCUCGCCGUUUGGUGCAGAUCGGCGUCAGUGAUGUCUUCUCCGUUCCCGGGGAUUUUAAUCUUACACUUCUCGACCAUUUGAUCGCUGAGCCUGGGCUUAAAAAUAUUGGCUGCUGCAAUGAGCUCAACGCAGGAUACGCCGCCGACGGCUACGCGCGGUCCCGUGGCGUCGGUGCUUGCGUCGUCACCUUCACGGUCGGCGGGCUCAGUGUCCUCAACGCCAUCGCCGGCGCUUACAGCGAGAACCUCCCUGUCAUCUGUAUCGUGGGCGGUCCCAACUCCAACGACUACGGCACCAACCGAAUCCUCCACCACACCAUCGGUUUGCCCGAUUUCAGUCAAGAGUUCCGUUGCUUUCAGACUGUGACUUGUUAUCAGGCUGUGGUGAACAACUUGGAAGACGCACAUGAGCAGAUCGAUACAGCCAUUUCAACAGCUUUGAAGGAAAGCAAACCUGUUUACAUCAGUAUUAGCUGUAAUUUGCCCGCGAUUCCUCAUCCCACUUUCAGUCGGGAGCCCGUUCCAUUCUGCUUGGCGCCCAAAGUGACUAAUCAAAUGGGUCUAGAAGCUGCGGUGGAGGCCGCUGCGGCCUUCUUGAACAAGGCGGUGAAGCCUGUGAUGGUGGGUGGGCCCAAAUUGCGAGUUGCCAAAGCUUGCGAGGCAUUUGUUGAACUGGCAGAUGCUUGUGGCUAUCCCGUGGCGGUGAUGCCAUCAGCAAAAGGACUGGUGCCGGAGUGCCAUCCCAGGUUCAUUGGGACUUACUGGGGUGCGGUGAGCACGGCCUUUUGUGCGGAGAUUGUGGAAUCCGCUGAUUCAUACAUCUUUGCAGGACCCAUUUUCAACGAUUAUAGUUCUGUUGGGUAUUCUCUGUUGCUCAAGAAGGAUAAGGCCAUAUUGGUACAGCCCGAGCGGGUUGUGAUUGGUAAUGGGCCAGCAUUUGGCUGCAUUUUGAUGAAAGAUUUCCUCAAGGCACUCUCCAAGAGGCUCAAGUGCAAUACCACUGCUUAUGAGAACUACCAUAGGAUCUAUGUUCCUGAAGGGCAGCCUCUCAGGUCUGAUCCCAAGGAGCCUUUGAGGGUUAAUGUUCUGUUCCAGCAUAUACAGAAAAUGCUGUCAAGUGAGACUGCUGUGAUUGCUGAGACUGGGGAUUCUUGGUUUAACUGCCAGAAGCUGAAAUUGCCCAAGGGAUGCGGAUAUGAGUUCCAAAUGCAAUAUGGAUCAAUUGGUUGGUCAGUAGGUGCCACUCUUGGGUAUGCACAGGCUGUGCCAAACAAGAGGGUGAUUUCUUGCAUUGGUGAUGGUAGCUUUCAGGUGACCGCACAAGAUGUCUCGACAAUGAUCCGCUGUGAGCAGAGGAGCAUCAUAUUCCUGAUAAACAAUGGUGGAUACACCAUUGAGGUUGAGAUCCAUGAUGGACCUUACAAUGUGAUUAAGAACUGGAACUACACUGGCCUAGUUGAUGCCAUCCACAAUGGUGAAGGCAAGUGCUGGACCACAAAGGUUGUCUGCGAGGAAGAUCUCAUUAACGCAAUUGAGACAGCAACAGGGUCCAAAAAGGACUGCUUUUGCUUCAUUGAGGUGAUCGCUCACAAAGAUGACACAAGCAAAGAGCUGCUGGAAUGGGGCUCCAGGGUCUCUGCUGCCAAUAGCCGCCCGCCAAACCCUCAGUAAAAUUUUUCCUUCUGCUGCAAACGGACUGCCUCUUGCUGAAAGGGUGGAUUUCUUAUGGGACUUUAGGGGUUUUUGUUAUGGAGGUCUAUUUUCGUGUUCAUGAACUGUUUUUCAGUAUUUUCCAGAGUCAUGCUUCUGUAUAUUUGCUAUGAAUUCCAUCACUCCCAAUGCUAUCACUACCUUUCCUUAAAUUUUCCCAAAUAAUGUUAUGGCAUUGGCAACAGUUGAUUGCUGUAGUUUUACUCUAUAUUAAAUCAAAGCAAAGCGAAUAUGAAUAUUUUUUUUCCA
Vitis riparia (riverbank grape) is the source of this 2328-nucleotide messenger RNA. Its product is annotated as pyruvate decarboxylase 2. The transcript is spliced from 7 exons. Lineage: Eukaryota; Viridiplantae; Streptophyta; Magnoliopsida; Vitales; Vitaceae. Bases 223 to 2040 code for a protein of 605 amino acids. The record is from RefSeq and is a predicted model, not a curated record. Gene Ontology annotation, molecular function: thiamine pyrophosphate binding; carboxy-lyase activity; magnesium ion binding.